Molecule: messenger RNA, 3202 nt
Organism: Drosophila subpulchrella
Lineage: Eukaryota; Metazoa; Arthropoda; Insecta; Diptera; Drosophilidae
Gene: Tab2
Product: ataxin-2 homolog
Exons: 6
Coding region: 317-2812 (831 amino acids)
Molecular function (GO): ubiquitin binding
Source: RefSeq, a predicted model, not a curated record
CCUCUAAUGAGCAGAUCAGUUAGUCGAAAGGCGACGUGAAAAAAUUCGUAAUAAUUAAUAUUAAUAUAAUAAUUACAAAACUGAUUUGAAACAAAGCCGAGCUUUUGCGUGGUUCGCGGGCGGAGUUGUGAGUGCGUGGGAAAAGCAAAUUGAAAACACAGCUAACGAAGGGAAAAAGUGGAACAGAGCCAGAGUGAAAAUCAGCAAAAUAUCGAAAUCACGAAAUUGAAUGCCAGAAAACAAACAAAAAGAAGCGGAUCAACAAAGGAAAAUCAGUAAUUAUUUGGUCUCCAGCUGUGACAGAUGAUGGCCUAAAAUGGCGGCUACACCACCAAUGCCGCCCGGAUCAAGCACCCACCAAUUGAAUGGCAAACCGAACGGCAAGGGCAACCCCCUAACCGACGCUAUCAAUCAGCACUUUCAGCGGAAGAACCAGAAUCAGAACCACCAGAGUCCUAGUCCCAACCAAAACCCGAACUCCAGCAGUCCCAUCACUUCCAGUCGCAGUGGGAGCAAUGAGCAGCUGGAGCUGCUGGAUUAUCCAUCGCAUACCCAGCUGCAGCAGGAAGCCAACGGCGGCAAGGCCAAGCCAAGUUGUCAUUGCACCAACAUUAGUAUUAUGCAUCUGUUCCAUGAGAUGAAGCAGGAGUUCCCCACGAUACCCGAUGCCAUAGUUACGCAAUGCGUCAAUGAGAAUUGCCAUCAGCGCGACAACUGCAUCCAGAUGUUGAGGAAGGAGCUAGCCCUGCAUCCUAUACCAGUGCAAAGCUAUCCGGCCAAGGUGUUGCAACAGCAGCAACAGCAUCAGAAUAGGCAGGCCAAGCCGCCGACACCGCUGAAGCCGUCGCGGGUAGCACCACCACAUCCGGAAGUGGGGCUGAGCAAUGGAGUGGUUACUCCGCCAGCUGGUGGUAGCCCGCAUCUUAAUUCGCAACCCAGGCCACGACCCACAACGCUUAAUCUGCAGCGUCAGUUUAGCACCCAGCUGCAGCAGAAGAUUCAGCAGCGCCAGCAGCGUCAGCAGAGGGAUAAUCAGCCGCCCCAGCUGACGCCCACGUCCUUGAGCAAGCCACUGCGCCGGGCACCGCCACUUCCGCCGCCACCGAAACCAAAGCCCGGAAGCUUCUCCAACGAUUCCUCCUGUCUCACCAGUCCCAUGAGCUCUAGCGAAUCGGAGCUCUCGCUCAAUGCGGUUUCUUUAUCAUCGCCUACGUCGACAGCGAUGGCGACUACAGCUGUACAGGGAGCGUCGGCAGCAAUCGCAUCAGCGCAACAACAGCAACCCUCGCCUGUGCGACAUCGCUCAGUCAUUACGCUUCAGCCAGAGCCGCCGUACGCUCGCGACUUUCGCAGCAUUGACUUUCCGCCGGCGACGACGACGACAACGUCUACGCCGCCACUUCCCUCGCCUAGCUCGGCAGCAUCACCAGGUGCUGCUGGCGGACGCAAGAGCUUUACCUCGCUCAAUCUCACAUUGCGCCAGCCGACGGGAUCGGCGCAAUCGGCCAUCGACAUCACCGCCGGUCCGGCGCCCAGUGGCCAGGGCAGCGGGAUUACCUACUCCAGCGUUAGCUUCGACGCGCGUCGGGGAACGCACAAGAACUUCCAGCUGACGGUGACGGACGAGGGCAGCGUAUUCAGUGCGGGCUGCAUUCGACCGAGGGCUCCAUACGCCUCUCCUUGUGAGCCGGUGGCCAGUGUUCCGGCGAAUCAGCAACCUCCUCCGCCGGCCGCACUGGUGACCGAUGGACUUGGGGACGCCGAAAUGACGUCGGACGUGUUUCCCUAUCCCACGCAGGAGCAGAACCACAUUGUGGCCUCCAAUUACAACAAUAACCAUGCCGUCAGCAGCAAUAACAACGGCGGGAUCAGCAGCAGCGUAGACAGUAGUCCCACCAUGCCGCUUUACGAAGGCGUCAUGGAGGAGUGCGAUCGCGAAGCCCAUGCCGCCACCAUUGAGCGGCAGAAGCAGCGGCGCGACAAGCUGGCCAAUGCGCUGAGGGACAACAAGAAGCGGCUGCUGGUCCUGGAGCAGGAGAUCAACAUCCUGACCGAGCCGGUGCCGGUGGGCGAAUCUGAAAGACUGGAUAGAGAUAUCAUGCGACUGACUGAGGACUGUCAGCGGUUGCUUGACUGCAUAAACGAACCGCAGGCGAAUGGCCCUGGUUCCGCGGCCCAUCCCAUGAACCGCCAGCACCCGUCACCCGUCAGUAAUGCCCCACAGCAGCCACAGCCACAGCCAUUCCCGCGCCAGCGUCAAGGUGCUCGCGUCCAGGCGCCGCCCAGUUCACUGCGUCUGCACUCGGUGCCGGCAGCACCCACCGCCCAGCCGGUCAGCCUGGACUUUGGCCAGCACCACAGCAGUGCUCCAACCUCGGCCUGCCUGACGCCCCAGCAGCAGAGCCAUCAGCAGCAGCAGCACUUUCAGCUGCAGCAGGAGCCGCCACCCACGUACGCCCAGUACUACCAGUUCCAGCAAUACCUGCAGCAGCAGCGACAGCAACAAUUGCACCAGCAACAGUUGCAGCACCAGCAACAGCUGCAGCACCAGCAACAGCAACAGUUGCAACAGCUGCCGCAGACACAGCAGGAGGAGGAAUUCCUGUCCGACUCCGAUGUGGACGAGGAGGAGGAGACACUGGACUCCUGGGCCUGCAAAAUGUGUACAUUCCGCAACCAUCCGCAACUCAAUAUUUGCGAGGCCUGUGAGAACGUUAGGAUCCAGCCGGCCCCUAUGCUGAGUCGUGAGGACAUACAUAUAACUCUCUCGCCGGGCGAAAAUCGUAUUAUACACUCCUGGAUACUAUCAUGACAGUCGGCCAAACGAUCACCAUGAGAACAUAGACAACCCCAGAGAUAUCUUGAUUCUUAAACUGAAUUUCGGUUUACUUUUCGGAAACUAUUCUAAGGUUUUGUAAAAAGAUGUGAGGAAAUAUUUAGCCCAAUGCUGCUGGCAGCAAAUUUUGUAUUUUCUGUACUACAUAAGGCACUAUUAUACUUUGAAUCCGUAAGAAAAGACUUUUAGUAACGUCGCAGCAACUGAAACUAGCUAAUGUUAAUUGUAAGAGAACCGUGUACAUUUUGUAAAUAUUCGCUAAGCUAACAGAUAAAUAUAUGAGUUAGGGGUUUUCUACAAGAGAAAUAGAAAAGGUCAACUAGCAAAGAAACUUUUGUAAGCUUUUCAAAAGCCGCAUAUUUAACG